AUGAAAAUAUUGAAACCGCCUCUCUAGGUUAGAGAAAAAUAAUGGGACAAUCGUUUUUAUUUAGGAAAGCUAAGUGAUCAUGAAAUUAAGAAAUAGUUUAUGAUUAAGAAGAAAUCAGUAAAAAGACCUACAUCUACGAAUAAAAUUGUAGUCGAUGAAAAAUCAUUAGCAAUUAGACUUUAUGAUUUAUAAUUAUUAUGGGAAUAGUUUCGUAUACCUUAAUUUCAUAGGGCAUACUUUCUUCAAUAUAAUGAAAAAGAUCUUGAUGCUAUUUUAAGAGAAACUAAUGAAAUAAAGUUAAAGUAGUCAAUUGUAUAAAAGUUAAUGAGCUUAAUUAAAGGUAGAGAAAGAUGUUUAAAUUAUUUAAAAUAAGAAACAUUUGAAGAACAUAAAUUCUCAGAGCUUUUAUUUCAUCUAAGAAUUUUAACAGUCAAUGUUAUUGAGAAUUUUAAAAAAUGGAGAGAUUCUUUAAAUAGAUGUGUUCGGUGGAGAUUAGAUGAAAUAGAUUAUCUCUAAAAAUUAAGAGGAGAUAUUGAUUUUCUAAAGGAAUAUUAUUAAGAAUAUUAAAGAGAUCCAUUUUUAUUAUGGCUGUAUAAAUUAGGUAAGGUAGAUUCAGUUCAUUCGAAUUAUCAUUAAAUAUAAAAAGAUAUGAUGAAAAGAAUUCGUGAUUGGUAAUCAUAUAAUUUAAUAUAUUUUUAGUGAAAUUUUACUCAUAGAAAAUGAUUACUUUGAUAUGUAAACAAACAUUUUAUCAAGAAAGGAAGCCUAAUUGAUAAAUAAAUAUUUAAGAGAAUCUACAAUUUAAAUGGAAGAAUAGCAAAAGAGUUAAGAAUUACAGACUUAAAGUCCUCAUCUAAAAUAAACAAAAACAGUAUAAAUUUUGGAUAAUUUAAAUGUUGUUUAAUAAGUUGUAAAAAAUAAAGAGCAAUUUAACAAAUUAUUGAAUUCAGUUAAAAAUGAUAGUGAUAUUGAGAGCUCAUUUCCUAUUAGAGAAAAUUUAUUUGAAUUGAUUGACUUUUCUGAUUCUUAUAUUUUAGCUUUAAUGUAGAAUCAAAAAAUGAAAGGUAUUUGUAUUACAUAAAGUGAAUAAUCUGAAUAAUAUCGAAAGAUCAUAAUUGAAUAAAUUAAAUUGGAAAAUAUUUAAUUGUUUCCUUAAUUUAUUUAAUAAAUAAAUAAUUAUUUAAAAGGAAAUGAAAUAACAAUAAAAUUAGUUCAUUAUAUAUAGAAUGAAAAAUUGAUUGAUUGUGAAUAUUUAAAAGUUGCAUUAAAAUAAGAAGGAUUUAGAUGGAAACAGUAAACAAAUGAUUGUGAAAGAAAUAUUAGAUAUACAAUAUAUUAUAAGAAAAAAGAAUAUUCACAGCAAUAGAUGAAUCAAUUUAAAUUUAAUUUUCAUGUUCAUAGUAUAAAAUUAAACUAACUGAUGCAAUUAGUUCACAAUAAUAUUCAUGAAUAAUCUGAUUUAGCUCAAAAAUUUAAACGUUAUGCAGAAUCAAGAAAAACUGAACAUAACCCUCCUUAAAUUAAAUUGAAGCCUUUUAUAAACAAUGACAGAGUUGUUCUACUUGAUUUAAAAUGUAAAUUACCAUUAUUUGCUACUGAAGUUAGGAAUGAAUAUAAAUAUUACAGAAUUGUAUUCAAAUUAUUUAUAAUUAGAUUUAUGAUCCUGACUUUAGUAAUAUAUCUUCUAUGUUAAUAGAUGAACAAACUGUUUAUGCUAUAUCAUUAUUAAAUAAUGAUUACAAAAUUCUAAUUUCUAAAGAUUAAAUUAGUCAAGAAUCUAUUAAAUUUAAUUAGUUUUAACCAACAACAGAAGACAUUUCAAUUCCAAUGUUUUGUUAUAAUGAUGAAAUAGCGGAUAUAUUUAAUCAUCAUAUUCAAAUUUAAUUUGAACACUUAAUCUUAAUAAAUAGAAAAGUGAAUACUGAAUAAUAAUCAAUUGAAAUAAAACCUGAACCUUUUUAUUUUUCAAUAUUGUAUGAAGAUCAUAUUAUAAAUUCAUUUAAAAUAAAGGAACAUAAUCUAAUAAAGUUUAAGCCAUUAAAAUCUUAAGUAAACAUUAGUGGAGAUAUCAAAAUUGAUGAAUCUAAAUUAAUUUUACCAUCUUUUCCAUUAAUUGUCAAAAACUUUGAAAAUGAACCAUUUAAAAUAAUUAUUAAAAAUAAUGAAUGCAUAUGUGCUUUAGACAAUUAUGCAAAUACUAGAAAAUGGAUUAUUUAUACUAUAAGUGGAUGUGAAGAGAAUCAAGUUAAAGAUGUGCUUGAAUAGUUAAUAACUUAAUUGACCAUAAUUGAUCCAAAUAUUCAAGAAGUUGGUAUUGAGUAAUUUAUAUUAAUAAUUUUUAGUUUCUAUCAUGAAUUGGUGAAUGGAGAAUUUAUUGUGAAUAAAAAUAUCUAGAAAUAACUUACAUCUCUUGGUUUUAAGUGGAAAAUAUAGAUAAAUGAAGCUAAUGAACAUACAAGAUUUACUAGAUAUUUGUUAAAAUUACAAAGGGAGACUUAGAUUGUUGAUAACAUAGUGUGUCAAUAUUUUUGUACAUAAGAUUUUGCAGAUGUCAAUAUCCAGCCUUUAAUUUAAUAAUUUUCUAUAUUUUAUUAAACUUUGACUCAAUCUCAGUUAGUUGUAAAGAGGGUAUUAAAUUUAAUUAUUAUGUAGAACAAUUUAAUUCCCUUCUCAAAAUAUUAUAAUAAGGAUAUUCCUCCUGAAUUAUAGAGUGAUCAAAUGUUAGAAACUAAGAUUUCAUAAUUAUUAUAGAGUUGCAAAUAUGGAACCAAAAAUAAAAUAGAUUAUAUAAUUUUUAAUGUAAAUGUGUUAUUCAAUAUUAAGAGUCAAGUCGUUACUUGUAAUAAACAUCAGGAUUUGGGAACCAUUUAUUUUAUUCAACUUUUUGAUGUUAUUUUAUGUUUCUAUCAAUUAGAGAAGGAGCUAAAUACAGAACAAAUAGCUAAUAUGAUUUUACAAGUAUUUAUUUAAUUUAUCAUAAGUCUACAAGUGAUGAGAAUUAGUAAUAAGAAAAUUUAGGUGUUGAAUUUAUUCAAUAUAAAAAAGCUGGUAGUAAUUAUUCAUUAGAGAUAAAUUUGGAUAUCGAAAAACAUGCUUCAAUUGAAAUUCAAGAUUUUAAGACAAUAUCAAAACCUUACUUUAUUGGCAUAAUAGAACCUAAUUGGUAUGAGAAACAUAAUUAGAUGAUUGCAUCAAUGAUAAUUUUAUGA
This is a messenger RNA of Paramecium sonneborni, 3209 nucleotides long. The record is from the annotation of a GenBank genome assembly. NCBI's taxonomy places the organism in Eukaryota, Ciliophora, Oligohymenophorea, Peniculida, Parameciidae.